CUCCUUCCGGCAGGACCGCUCAGUCCGGCCGGCGAUGGUACGAUCCGGAGGUGAGAGGCAGACCGGACGGAGCCGCCCGCAGAGGCAACGAUGUGGCCGGGAAGCAGGUCCUGCAGUUUGUCUCGACUAGAAGUCCUCGUCCGGCAUCCCGGUGGGCUGGGUACGCGUACGCCUUGUUGGGACCCACAGCCGUGGAUGGAGAGAAUUACAUUAGAGAAACAUUACGCAUCAGAUUCCGUUGAUUCAGAAGAACCGGGCCUUGCAGGUGACGUCUCAUGAAAGGCAUCGUUUUUAAGUGUCACUCUGCGUCUGCUCCAACCAGCCCCUUUUUUCUCCUCGCUUCCCCAGCAGCGUGAAGAGCUGAACGAGGAGGAGGUGGGGGAAGGUGGGCAAUCAUGCAGCCGAGCUUUGGUGUGAAGACAACUGGCCAGCAGCUACGCAGGGACUAAAGUUUUGAUGCAACCACAGUUUCCAGUGACCAACCCGAGAAUGGCACUCAGUGACUAUGACUUGUGAUUCUGCUUCCCCCAUUCAAGCAUUCAAGUGCAACAUCAAAACAGUGCAGUGAAGGCAAGGCAGCCAUGAAGCUAUUCAGGAAGGACAAUAUCUCCGCUAAGAACGACCAGGAGAAAGCCAUCCAGUAUGAGGACCCACCAGACGGCGGCUGGGGCUGGCUCGUGGUGUUGCAUUGUUUCCUGGUAAAUGUUCUGGUGAUGGGAACACUCAAGACUUUUGGGAUCUUCUUUGUGGCAUUCCAAGACGAAUUUGGAGGUUCGGCAGAGGGCAUCAGCUGGAUCGGUUCCAUCAUGUCAAGUCUGCGUCUGUCUGGAGCACCCAUCGCCUCUGUGGCUUGUGCCAAGGUAGGAACCAGAGUGACCUCCAUUACUGGGGCAGUGCUGGUUAGUGGAGGCUUUCUCAUAAGUAUUUUCGCCAACAGCGUGGUUUUUCUCUACAUCAGCAUGGGCGUGAUAGUCGGAAUGGGUUUUGCACUCCUAUACCAAUCCUUCUCAGUGGUCACGGCAUUGUACUUCCGAAAGAAGUUGGCAACAGCGUAUGCAAUUGGGCGUUCGGGGAUGGGAUUGACCUUUGCCCUCGCUCCAUUCACUCAGCUUCUUUUGGACCAAUAUGCUUGGCAAGGGGCCAUGCUGAUUAUCGGCGGCCUCAUGCUCAACCUGGUGGCCACUGGUUUGCUCCUGCGGCCCAUAAAUGUGAAACCCCCCGCUGUGUCACACUCUUUUUCCCACAGCCAAAGGAGCCCAGUUCUCUCCCUCAAGAGCUUACCAGAAAAGGACCAUGCCAAGAGCUGCCUGAAUGGCUCCUCACAUUUGUCCAAUGGUGUCUCCAAAUCGGAUUCACUUCCAUCCCCACCUCCUCCCCCCAAGGACGCCGCUGACCUGGAGGGGCAGUCGACUCACACAAUAAACGGCCAGGUAGCGAACCCAGAAUUGAACAGACUGGUCCUCAAUGGCCAUGAGACCCAUCAAGACUUGGGAUUAUGUAAAGCGGCAGAUGGCUCGAGGGAGCCGAAUGGCGCCAUGAAUGGGUCCACAGCAGUUGGCCUUGUCUCCAUUCAUGCCGGCAGUUCCACUGAAGAGACCGUCCCGAAAGCCAAAGUACUGGAUUUUUCUUUGCUAAAGGACCCGUUCUUUUGCAUCUAUACGUGGUCUUUGGUCUUCAGCCAGCUGGCCUACUUCAUCCCCUACUUCCACCUGUCUGCACGAGCCAGAACCCUUGGCAUCGACCCCAUGGAUGCUUCUUUUAUCAUCUCUGUGGCAGGCAUCACAGAGACGAUCGCCCAGCUGGCCUCUGGCUGGGUUACAGACAAGAACCUUUUCCACAAGUAUCACUACCACAAGGCCUACCUGAUCCUCUGUGGUUUGGUCAACCUGCUGUCCCCGCUGGCGACGUCCUACAUCCUGCUCAUGGUUUAUGCUGUCUUCUUUGCCAUCUUCUGUGGGGGCUACAUGGCUCUGCUGCUUCCUGUUCUGGUGGAUCUCGUCGGGGCGGAGAAACUCAACAACUCAAUGGGCUUUUCUAUGUUCUUUGUCGGGCUGGGUUGCCUGACGGGUCCUCCUUUGGCGGGCUUCUUGUACGACUACACGCAGACUUACGAUUGUUCCUUCUACCUGGCCGGGCUCUGCUACCUACUCUCCUCCCUCUCCCUCUUCAUGGAGCCGCUGGCCCAGCGCUGGAGGGCAAGGCAGAGACUGACCAGGGCCAAGAGAGCACAAAAGAGCUGUAAGACCAACGGCUGCUUCACCCCUGACCGCCUGCAGAACGGCAUUGUGUAGAGGGGCAUCACAGCCCAUCUUAGGCCUCCAAUCUUGAAGCGGCAUGCUCGUGACUCACCAUGUGCUCCAUGUGACCCGUAAGUCAGGGACCUAAAUCACCCUCAAUUCCUGCUGGCAAGCUCUGGCGGAGGAAAAAUAUCAUGGUGGCCACAGGAAGCUCAUGGGACACUGGUGAAAAGACAAGGCCAAACUGGUAAUUGUUAGAAAUAUAUAAUCGCUCUAAUGGUCUUAUAAGAGGCGCACACAUGAAAAUGCAUCCAGCACAUUUGGGUUAGUAGCAAACUAUAGCCAACUCUCGCCUAAACACGACUACUCUCGCCUUGCACUUCUUUCUCAAUAAGCUAUGCAAAUGAGCUUCACGCCUACUUUUCACCUUCCUGCACAACAGGAGCACAAGCACGUAUGCUUACAAAAAGCACUUGGGACCAGGUUGGAAUUCUGUCUUGCAUGACAUCAUCAGCAACAACGAAUGUGCACUACACUUGGACACGCAAUGUACAGUAUAGUAUAGCAUAGUAUAGCAUAGAAUAGCAUAGUAUAGCAUAGUAUAGCAUAGUAUAGCAUAGUACAGUAAGCUACAAACAAACAAAACUACAAAUGUGCAAAAAGCAGAGGCAAUAAUGCUUACAUGUUUCAUAUUUCCUUUUCUUAUUACAUAACAACCUGACGCUUUACACCAGGUUUGAACUCUUUCCCCUUGGACUGAAUCUUGGGUUUUCACCACCGCAUCAUAAUAGCACACAUACUGAUCAUGCCCGGGGCUGGACAGUCCUCCCAUUCGAAAUCUAAGGCUAUUGCGUAAGGGGAGACUCCCUGUUCUAUCUUCCUGUCUGCCUAACACUCGAGAUGCCGUUUCCACUCGGACAACCUCUCAGUGGUCAACACAAAUACUGACAUUCCCGAGGGACAGCCAGCACUAUUUCAGUCGCUCCUUCUCCCGGACACCUGACCUCCUUCUGGACUGGGACUGUCUGAAGCUUCGUGUGGUGGGCGCCCAUCAUCCUUUUGGUGUCGGAUAAGCAUUUGGGACACACCCUUCCUCUUUACAAAUGCUAUUUGGUAGCAUCGCAUAGAAGGCAGCCGUUUAUGGGGACACCCCCCCCCCCCAUUUUGCACACAUUGCAGAUGUAGCACAGACAAAAACUCCAGGCACACAUGCACUGAAGUCCAGGCUGACGCAUGCUGGCUUAAAUACAGUAUGUGAAGAUAACCAGCCUGGGGGUCGGCUCUUCUGGAGAUGUGAUCACAACUUUAUUUGUGGCCAACUGUCAUCCAAAGAUGCAUUGCCCAUUUCAAUCACAAACCCAAUUUACAGAGCCGCAAAUGGACGGGACCGGAAGUGCACCCGCAGGCCACCGAUACAUGCUGGUGCUCCUGAUUAUUAUGCAAGUCUUAGCAACUCCAGACCGGGUUAUGUUUUGAGGCCUUCAGGUUGGUUUUCUUUGUACUUUGUCUUAUUUGUUCACCAGUUUGCCUUGGGGGUCUACAGUACCUCUGAAACCUGUGAUGUCAGCCAAAGACAUGGUAGAAACUUCCUGCAGGCUUACCGAAGCUUAUUCCACUUGUAUCCAGCAUGACAGAUUGACGUUAUGUUACACUGCCCUCUAGCGGCAGAUGGGGGCUCCUGCUCAAAGAAUGCCAGCUCAAUUAGUGCAAAAUGAUCCCCCAGCUCACUUCCGCUACAGUGAGCUUGGCUCUUUGUGUUGUUUCAAUCACCCCGGUCACGCACAAAGCUCUUUGGGCUCACAUGUUGCAUUCACGACCACUUUUGCCUCCUCUGUGGUUGAGGGCCAAUCCUGAUUUUGUACUAUGGAAGUUCUCUGAUGCUUUAAAGAUGUGUCUUGUUUCUUGCCUGCAUUAAUACUUUUCAGGAACUGUAGGUUUAUACCUUUUUGGAACACCUCCAAUGAGAAGUUGCAGUUCAGUCAAACCUGCAAAGGGGCGACAUACUCUUGAAUUGAUUUGUUAGCCAUGAUCGCCUGUAGCCAACUGUGUCUAACCCGUUGUAGAUAUGUUCCAAGCCCUUCAAAAGGUCAUUUGAAGCCUUGUAACUGUGCACAAGUCGCCCGAAAUAAAAUUGACA
Doryrhamphus excisus (bluestripe pipefish) is the source of this 4374-nucleotide messenger RNA. It is a transcript of the gene slc16a4, whose product is annotated as solute carrier family 16 member 4. Gene Ontology annotation, biological process: monocarboxylic acid transport; transmembrane transport. Gene Ontology annotation, molecular function: monocarboxylic acid transmembrane transporter activity. Lineage: Eukaryota; Metazoa; Chordata; Actinopteri; Syngnathiformes; Syngnathidae. The record is from RefSeq and is a predicted model, not a curated record.